This is a messenger RNA of Arachis duranensis, 5504 nucleotides long. RefSeq names its product putative pentatricopeptide repeat-containing protein At1g12700, mitochondrial. The record is from RefSeq and is a predicted model, not a curated record. Lineage: Eukaryota; Viridiplantae; Streptophyta; Magnoliopsida; Fabales; Fabaceae. Bases 2336 to 3952 code for a protein of 538 amino acids. Gene Ontology annotation, molecular function: protein binding. The transcript is spliced from 6 exons.
UUUCCCCCAACGUGCACUCCCUGAGAGCGAGACCUGAAGCAAAUUGAAAGUGCAAAACCUACCUGAAGCAAAUUGAAAGUGCAAAACCCUAGCCGCUCAUUUCCGCCGCUGUCCCAAGCUCCUCAGCACCGCCGCCGUCCCAAGCUCCUCAGCGCCGCCGCCGUCCCCAGGUCCUCAGCGCCGUCGCUUCUUCCUCUUCCCCGUUUUGCAGAACCCAGAUAGCUCAGCACGUCUGUCUUCAUCUUCGUUGGCUUCUCUGUUCGUGGCUUGGAGUAGCUCGCCGUCGGGUCGCCACUUGCCGUCGGGUCGCCACUUGCCGUCGUCUCGCCUGUUGCCGUCCGUCGAAGGUUAGUGGCCUCCGCUUCUUCUUUUGAAGUUCUGAAAUUGUUGUUCAAUCAUGGUGGUUCCAUUUUUCUUGUAAUCUUCUGUAAUUGCUUGUUGCUGAUGGAUCUGUCUUGUAUUUGCUGGUUGCUGAUGGCUGUAAAUUUUUUUUUUCAAAUUUACGGAUGGCUGGCUCUGUUAGUCUGAUUUAGUGUUUUACUGUUUUGUAAUUGCUGGAUUUAGUCUGAAAUUUUUGUCAAAAACUUUAAUAAAAGCAUUAACUUGUUUUACUGUUAUCACAUUCAAGAACUUUAAUAAGAGCAUUAAGUUCAUCAGUUUGUGCUUUCCAUCUCGCUACAAGAGCUGACUAUGAGGAAACAGCGGAUUCUAAGCUGACCACUUUGUUGACCAGCUCCUCAAUCUUCUCUGCCAUUUCUGUCACAGUGAGAGUUGUAUGAGAGCCAGCCUCAAAGUGUUCUUUAAUCUCCUCCUGUAGUAACUGCACCUCCUGAUGAUGCUGACUUAUUUUUUUAGCAUCUUCUUCCAACUCUUGUUUCAAAUUUACUGAUUUAGUCUGAAAUUUUUGUCCAAAUUUACUGAUGGCUCUGUUUUGUAAUUACUAGUUGCUGAUGGCUCUUAAUUUUUUUGUUCAAAUUUACCGAUGGCUUUGUUUUGUAAUUGCUGGUUUUUCUGGGUGAAGGUUUAGUGUUUUGGAAUGUUUUAUAAUGUGCUAAUGUUUGUAAUUGCUAGCUUUGUUUGUUUGUAAUUGCUGGGUGAAGGUUUAGUGUUUUGUGAUUAUUGGUUAAUGUUUUGGUUUGUUUAUUGCGGAAUGCUGUAGGCGGAAUUCAGAUAUGGUCUUGUUGAUGAUUAUUGGUUACUGAUUUGAGGUUAGUGGAAAGUUGAGUCUGUGUUACUCUGUUUCAGGGAUUUGAGGUUGAAUUUGUGAUUUGUGAUUUCUUGGGUCUUUUGUAAUGCUACUGAUUUGAGUUUGGAAUUUGUGAUUACUAAUUUACUUAUUUGAGGUUAGUGAAAAGUUGAGCCUGUGUUACUCUGUUUCAAGGAUUUGAGGUUGAAUUUGUGAUUUGUGAUUGCUUGAGUCUUUUGUAAUGCUAUUGAUUUGAGUUUGGAAUUUGUGAUUAUUGAUUAGUGACUUGUUAAGCUGCUGUUGUUGUUAUGCACUUAUGCUGCUGUUUUGUUAUGGACUUAUGGCACCGAGUGUUUUGAAUUUUGAAUUUGUGAUAAGUGAUUUGUGAUUAGUGAUUUGUUAAGCUGCUGUUUUGAAUUAAUUUAGGCGUGAUUAUUUGUUAUGCUGCUGUUUUGAAUUAAUUUAGGGAUAAUUUAUGAUGUUUAUUUAUAAUUUAUUUAUUAUUUUAUUCUGAAACGGUUUUUCCAGUUGAACCGGUUGGAUCAAAGAACCAGUGAACUAGUAGCUAGAGCGGUUUGAUGACCGGUCCGGUUUUCCUAACCUUGGUCCGAACCGUGUUUGCUAAUAGUUCCUGGUUCGAACUGGUUUUCAGAACAUUGGGUUGAAUUAUUAAAAAUUUUGAAAUAGAAGAGAUUUGAAAAUGUCAUGUAAUAUUUAGAAAAAUAUAUUAUACUAAAAUAUUAUUUAUAUACUAAAAUCAGUUAUCAUACAAUUUUUUAUAAAAAUAUAAGUGAUUUAACUUAUUUUUAAUAUAUAUUUUAUAUUUUAGUAUAUAUUUUAUAUUAGUAAUUAAUUUGAGUGACUAGCAUGAUUAUAAAAUAUUUAAAAUGAAAAAAAAAACCAAUUGUGAAACAGAACCCUAACAAUAACAUGCCUCGCCAGUUCGAUUUUGCAACUCUUCUCAGUUCUCUCUUUUCUGUGUUCUGCUUCUGCUUCCGCUUUCGAUUUCACCAUUGCUGCGUCCGCCACUUUGCCUCUGCUUCUGCUGUUCUCGCUUUAAGGUAGCUAAACGGUUUCAGGCAAUACUGAUAAUCAUAGAGUGGAGAAUUGUGUUUUGUGAAGUAUCAUCAUUUUUUAUGUUAAGAGGAUAUGUUGUAUGCAACGAGGUAUGCAAUCCUUAAACUCCAUCGCUUUCUUCUGCCAUCAUCGAACUUACUUGCUUUUAUGCCAUAUGCCUACCGUACAAGGCUAUGUCUUCUUCAUUCACAACCACUUCCAUCACGAGACGCUUACAAAUUUGAUAAUGUUGAAGAUGCUGUAGCUUUAUUUAAUUGCAAGGUUGAUAUGCAUCCGCAGCCAUCGAUUGUGGAAUUGACCAAAAUCUUGGGAACGAUUGUAAAGAUGAAGUAUUAUGCCACGGCUAUUCAUCUUUAUACCCAUAUGGAGUCAAAGGGCAUCCUACCAUUUAGUGUUACUUUGAACAUCAUGAUCAAUUGUUAUGGCCAUGCAGGUCAGAUGGGUUUUGCACUCUCGGUAAUGAGCAAGUUUGUUAAGUGGGGUUUUAAGCCAAGUGCUGUAACUUUUACUACACUAAUGAAGGGGUUGUGUCUUAAUGGUAAGAUUUUGGAUGCACUCUACAUUUAUGGUAAAAUAGUUGCAAAAGGAUUUUGGUUUGAUGAAGUUAUGUACGGAACUUUAAUCAAUGGACUGUGCAAGUCUGGAGAAACAAGAGUUGCUCUUCAAAGGCUUUGGAAAAUGGAGGGUCAGUUUGUUAAGCCGAAUCUUGUAAUGUACAAUAUUGUUGUUGAUGGUUUGUGCAAAGAUGGACUUUUGAAUGAUGCACUGGAUUUAUAUUUUAAUAUGCUUGGUCGAGGAAUUUCCCCUGAUAUUGUUACUUACACUUCAUUAAUAUAUGGUUUUUGUCAUGCGGGCCAAUGGAAAGAAGCUGGAUUAUUGCUGAAUGAGAUUUUUGUUAAAGACAUCAGCCUAGAUGUGUAUACCUUUAACAUAAUAAUUGAUGCAUUAUGCAAAGAAGAGAUGCUAUUACAAGCCCACGAUUUGUGCGAUGUGAUGAUUCUAAGGGGCCAACAACCAAACAUUAUUACUUACACAAUUUUGAUGAAUGGAUAUUGUUUGAACAAUAAAGUUGAUGAGGCAAGAAACUUAUUUGAUAUGGUAAUUGAAAGGGGUGUUGUGCCUGAUGUUUGGAGUUAUAACAUCUUGAUUAAAGGUUAUUGCAAGAUUAACAGAGUGGAUGAGGCCAGGAAUUUGAUGAAAGAUAUGUUUCGUAAGAACAUAGUUCCAAACAUUGUAACUUACAAUACUCUAGUUGAUGGCUUGUGCAAAGCUGGUAGAAUCUCGUCUGCAAGGGAGAUUGUUAAUGAAAUGCAUUAUUGCGGUCAACCAUUCCCUAAUGUAACCACUUAUAAUAUCAUUUUAGAUUUCGUGUGCAAAAACCAGCAUCUUGAUGAGGCAAUUAGAUUAUUUAAAAGUCUCAUCUUUGAAAGACGUUUUGUUCCAAAUGUUUGGAGUUACAAUAUCUUGAUUAGUGGUUAUUGCAAGAAUAAAAGAUUAGAUGGAGCCAUGAAUCUUUUACAAGAUAUGUUCAAGAAUUUGGAUCCAAAUAUUGAAACUUACAAUAUAUUGUUACACGCGUUAUGCGACAGACAGCAACUUGGCAAGGCAGUUAUACUAUUAUACCAAAUUAUUGAUGAUGAUAUUUGUCCUAAUUUGUACACAUACAAAAUACUUGUACAUGGUUUAUAGAACUCUGGAAGAGUAAAAGAAUGCACAGAAGAUUUUUCAAUCAUUUUUUCAUCAGAGAAAAUCAUGCAGAUAUCAAAAACAUAAUCGAUCAUCUUUGUAAAGGUGGAUCAUCAGAAUAGGGAAGCCCUUGAUUUUACAAUGGGAAGACAAUUAAAACCUCUAGUGCUGUCACUUCUAGAGAAAAGAAAAACGAUGAGGCACAAAUUUUUCUGGAAAUGAUCAUUAGAUGCAUGGCAAGCAAUAAGAUACCUAGGGAUUGGAAAAGUGGCGGCAUAUAGUUCUUUCGACCACAACAUUUUUGUUGAGGAGGCAGUGAUGGAGACUUUACCUGGCAUAACAAAGUACUCUGAUUCAUCCUUUAUGCUUUCCCUCACAUCAUUGGUGUGCAAACUGAGUACACAAGAGACAGAAACAACUUACUUCGGCAAAAGAAAUCCCAGGAAUGCUGAUUUUGUUGGCAAUGUGGAUUGUAUGUGGCAAACAUGUAUCAGAAACUAUGCAGCUCGGCAGCGGCACCAACUCUUCGAAAACCUUCUCCACCGGUUCCCACAAAAAUGCUUGUUGCGUUCAACAAAUUAACGGCAUUGCCAAGUGAAGGUAACAUAUAAAAAUUCUCACACCCUUCUAGCAAACCAGCCUCUUGAUGUGGAAAUUGAUGCUGAAUUAAUUGAAUCUGAUAACCAGAAUCAUUGUAACGAGCAAAGGUUUGGGGUUUAUGUGAUUCUUGGUGCAUUUUGUGGGGUUGUGGUUACCAUGACAACAUAGUAUUUUUUGCAAUGUCCAUCACUCGGAUCAUGUGACCUUGUGCCUCUAAAAGGAACCCAACGAAAUGGAGUUGUGAUGUUAUGGAAUCCAUUUUUGUUUUGGUUGAUAUCGUAACUAGAUUUAGUCCAUUGAAUUUGGGUGGGUUUAAUUCGUUUACUUGUGUGACAUCUAUAACUAACAUUCCUUUCUUGGUAUGUGUGUCUGCUUUGUUGUUCACCACACUUUAUCAAUUUAUAAUUAUAAAGAUGGCUAGCAAAAUAGUAAAACUUCAUCCACAAGCUUCGUUGGUGAGACACGUGUUUCUUAUGUUAUUACAAUUCUGUCCUACAUAUACAUUGUUAUUUACAACCUCUGUCCUUUUUGUAUCUUUCUUUUAACCCAUUUGAAGCUGAAAAGGUGAGGGAACUACUUAUUUCUGGAAUUCUCUCCUGCAAUGUUUUGAACUGUUGCAAGGUCCCUUUUUGUCUACUGGAUCGAAGGCAGAGGUGGCUUUAGCAAUCCCCAAAUCACUCUUUCGAGUUCAAAUGCUGCUUUGUGAUUGGUUUCGUGGUAUAAACAUGGGAUUGCCGAGUAAUUAUCUUGCAGGUCAGAGUGAUUCCGGAGCAAGAUACUAUUCCAGAAGAGGUUGCAACCACCGACUAAGAGGGAUUUACAGCGACGAGGGUCAUACUGAAAAGCCAACCGAUGUGGACGGUGGAAGAAGUCAGGAACAGAUCUGAGAUCGACGUUAGUCUCCUGCUAACAGGAAAUGAUGGCUUACCUUUCCGAAGAAGUGCGAGCUGAGUCA